AUGACAGUCAUCACUUAUUCAAGCGCUGCUGGAAGGCUUCCGAAAAAAAUCCAGGUUCUCGAACAUCCCUCUGCCUGCGGGAAUGUUCCAGAACCCCUGUCCGAGACUCUAGAACCACAGGUCAUGCUGGACCGCUCCGGGAAUCCGAUUCGGGAACCCUGCGGGGUCAAAGGCCAGAGAUGGAUUGGUGACGAGAGAGGAGCACAGGGAGAGAAAGCGAGAAGUAAGAGACAAACAUGGGCGAGAGGAGUCAGCAGAGAGAGGAUGGAUGGAGGGAGGAGAGAGGAGCAGUGUAACUUAAGGAAUAAAUGCAACAAGGAAGUUAGAAAAAACCUAAAAAGUGGGAGGGAAUGUGUGGAAGGAGCGCUCAAGAGCAAGACGGAUGUCUCGGAGAUCCUGUCGGUUGCAGAAACACAAGGUGAAAUCGAGCGAAGGGAGCAAGGGAUGGGGAAAAAGAAGAGGUGGCCUGUUUUUAUCUGGCCAUUUCACCUGAGAAACAUCACUGACGGAGAAGUGGAGAGAGGGAAAAACGUGAUGAAAGGGAUGAGGCGACAUCACAUCUUCCUCUGGUUAAUUCUCCUCCUCUUCAGCCUGUGCCCAAUACCUGCUUCAUCACAGGGACAUUUCCCGCGAAUGGAGAACAUUGCUGCCUUCAAACCUGUGUCCACGUCCCCGGCUCGUUCCACCUGUGGAGUUCCCGAGCGGAGCAGCUACUGUCAGACGGCGUCCUCCCGGUCUGAGCUGAUGACGUGUUAUCAGGCCUUCUGUGUCCAGGAGUGUCCUUAUAGAUCCUCCACUCCUCCGUAUGCACCACUGCUGCUGCCUGCACACAGGGGUACCUGUGUAACAGAAGACGUUAACGACACUCGUCCUGGGACUCAGACAGAGACUGGAACCACUACCAGUUUUUCGGGGGCUUCUGGCGGGUCCAGUAGUGUGCUGUUUCGGCCAGUCCAGGAUGGAUGUCUGGUCUCUCCCCCCUCGCAGAGUCUCGGAGCGCUGGGCUCCCUCACUCUGGCAUUGUGGAUAAAGCCAAGCUCACCGGGGGAGAUGAUGCUGCUGGAGAAGAGCUCAGGGGCGCGGCUGUUUUUUUCUGUGACCGCGUCUGAGCAGGCAGUCACUCUGCGGUAUGGUCAGCACAGCAGUCAGACUCUGCAGACUGUCAACUUCAGAACUGAGGGGAGGCUUACACUGGACAGGUGGACACACCUAGUUCUGCAGGUUCAUGACAGACGUGCGAGUCUAUUCCUGGAUGGGCUUGAGGAGGAUGGGACACCAUUCGACACACAACCUGUGACUGCCAGGCUCUCUGAUAUCAGUGAGGAUAGUGCCAUGUGGGUGGGACUCAGCUCCAAUGGGUCUAAUCAGUUCAUUGGGCGGAUGCAGGACUUUAGAUUUUAUCCUGCCACUCUGACUAACAGGGAAAUAGUUGAGGUGUACUCAGGGCUCCUCCCCGAGCUCCAUGUCCAGUCAGAAUGUCGCUGUCCUCCCAGUCACCCCAGAGUACACCCUUUAGUUGAGAGAUACUGCAUUCCCAAUGGUGUUGAGGACACCACCAAUGACAGAGUCUUAAGACUCAACCUAAAUGCUCAUCCACUCAGUUAUAUCAAUGAUCAGGACAUGGGCACCACGUGGCUUUCUAAGAUCAUGACUACACAAGAACUUGAUGAUGGAGUCACUAUCACCGUGGAUUUGGUUAAUGGACAAUACCAGGUAACACAUCUAAUAAUACACACAUGCAACCAAUGCGAGCGUUGCGCGCCCCUCUACAAUGACAAGCCAUUCAGGUCAGGUGACCAGCUCCAGCCUAUGAACUGCCGGUCUUGCCAGUGUCACGGCCAUGCCCUCUCCUGUCAUUAUGAUGUCAGAGCCGAUGACCAACCAGAGGAGCACUAUCGAGGAGGAGGAGGCGUCUGUGACAACUGCAUACACAACACCACGGGUAAGAACUGUGAGGUGUGUAUAAGUGGGUUUUUCAGGCUAGAGGACUCUGAUCCCACUUUACAUGAUGUGUGUCAGCCUUGCAACUGUCACACAACUGGAACAGUCAACGGCAGCAUGGAGUGUGCCCAGGUAGGAGGUCAGUGUCAAUGUAAGGCAGCAGUAACAGGUCGUCGGUGUGCAGACUGCUGGCCUGGUUGGUAUGGUCUGAAGGCCUCAAAUCCAAAUGGCUGCAUCCGCUGUAACUGCAGUGACAUCGGCAUCGUCAGCAACUCAACAGGAGGAGUUCCCAGUUGCAACCAGGACACGGGACAGUGCCAGUGUAAACCCCAUGUCACAGGUCUUUCUUGUGACCGCUGUGAGUUUGGUUAUUGGAACCUGUCCCACCCAGACGGCUGCAUCCCAUGUGACUGUGACCCCCUGGGUUCCCUCAGCCCGUUCUGUGAGCCUGAGGGCGGACAGUGUGAGUGUAAACCUGGAGUGGGGGGCCAGCGCUGUGACUCUUGUGGCAAGGGUUUGUAUGGUUUAAGACUGGAGGGAUCCUGCACCCCCUGCAACUGCUCACAAGACGGGACAGUACCUGGAACAGACUGCGAUCCUCAUACAGGACAGUGUGUGUGUAAGGAACAUGUGGAAGGCCAUCACUGUGACUCUUGUCGUCAUGGUUACCACACCCUGGAGCAGCGAAACUCCCUGGGCUGUCUGCCAUGUGUGUGUGACAUCCAUGGCACUGUGCCAGAGGGCGUAUGUGAUAUGUGGACCGGACAGUGCCCAUGUCGAGAGGGAGUUGUGGGAGCACAUUGUACCAACUGUGCCCACAACUACUACAACAGGAGUUUACAUCUCCAGAAGGGGUUGUCCCAGGGCUGUGUACCAUGUAUCUGUGACCCCAGAGGGACAGUGGCGGGGUCAGUAUGUGACAGCACUACAGGGCAGUGUGUUUGUAUCCCUACACGCUUCGGACAGGAUUGCAGUGGAUGUCGACCUGGCUUCUACCUCUCUCCAGAUCAGAGUAUGUGUGCGGAGUGUGACUGCCAUCCCAUGGGAGCAUCGCAGCGUGGUUGUGAGAGCCAGACCGGACAGUGUGUGUGUGCCCAUCCGUCAGUGGGAGGACGGCGCUGUGACCAGUGUCGUGAGAUGUUCUUCGGAUUCAACCCUGGCCUGGGCAGGUGCCAGCCUUGUGCAUGUGACCCAGUGGGCAGUGUCAAUGGUUCAUGUCAUCCAGACUCAGGAGUGUGUGUGUGUAAGCUGCUGGUAACUGGACACAAGUGUGACAUAUGUCAACCUGGAGCGAGUCAUUUUGACCCAGAGAACUACUUUGGCUGCAGUAGAGCGCCCUUCCAACAGCCUGUACCAGUAGGUUUUGCUCUCAGUUAUUCUUCCAUUCGUCUCUCUUGGCAUCCACCUGACUCCCCAAACUCAAACAGACUCAACUACACACUCAUCAGGGAUGGACAGUCAGUGCAUAGCGUUCAAAGUCUCUAUCCUUUCAGCCAUGAAUCAUUUGAAGACACUGGUUUGUUUCCCUACACCAACUACUCUUACUGGCUUGUCACAGCUAAUGUGGCCGGUGUGACAAUAAGUGCAUCAGCCUCAUACCAAACUUUAGGUGCACCACCUGAAGCAGAACAGCUCCAUUUAAACCUUGUGGGACGACCUGGUCCAACCACCGCCAGCUUUAACUGGAGCACCCCACGAAAUGACACAGGCCCAGUGGAAAGGUUUGUGUUAUCCUCCACGGAGUCAUCUAAUGGAGCAGAGCCCAUAAUUCACUACACAGGCUUAUCUACAGAGGCGGUGGCAAGUGGCCUAAAGCCCUUCACCCUAUACACUGCAAUACUGGAGGCUUGUUCUUCUGGGGGUUGCACUUCUACCCCACCACUGUCUUAUCUGACAGCCUCUGCGCCCCCACAAAACCAACCUGCCCCCACAGUCACUGCAACAGGACCUCAUACACUUCAUGCUUCCUGGGAGCCCCCCACUCAGCCAAAUGGUGUUAUCACAAAGUAUGAGGUCUUUCUACGUGGACCAAUGGAAUCACUGAACCUCUCAAGUCCUACCGUUGAGAAGAGGGUGUUCUUCAGCUCCGGUUGGCUGGAUCCAAGUGCUUCCCCAGAAGCACAGCAAAGCGAUAGGAGCACAGUCGCACCCCCUGAGAGCAGUACCAUUGUAGCAGAUCUGCAAGCAUUUUCCACCUAUCAGAUGAGAGUUUUGAGCACCAAUAUGGCAGGAAGUGUCACAUCAGGGUGGACCACAGCUCGCACCAUGGAGGGAGUCCCAGAGUUGAUGGCUCCUCCAGAAGUGUCUUCACUGUCAUCCACCAGUCUCAAAGUUGCGUGGAGCUCCACUGAAGGUCAAGGGAUCAUCGCCAGAGGACAGGUCGCAGAAUAUCGCGUCAACUUGCUCACUGAACAGACCAACAAUCCCUAUGCUCCACCGCUUAUUAGCCAAGUCUUGCAUAGGGCGGGACCAUCGUCACAGCCUGUUUAUGUAGUAAAAGGACUGAAGCCUUACCAUGUGUACAACUUCACUAUUACACUCUGCACAAAGACAGGUUGCAUUACCAGUCUGCCAAGCACAGGACGGACCCUACCAGCAGCUCCAACAGGACUGUCUCCACCUCAAUUACAUCCAGUAAAUGAAACCACCAUUCGAAUAGACUGGGAUCCCCCAGCCCAACUCAAUGGCCCACAUCCACUAUAUCAGGUGGAGAGGACAGACGUCUCUUUCUCUGACCCACAAGAUCCUGUGAUCAGGGGAACCAGAUUCCCAGGAAACAGUUACUACCAGUUUCCCAGUGACACCCUUCCUGUCAACACUGACUUCACAGGUGUUGAGUUGAGUUUUAAGACUCUGUCCCCAGAUGGCCUGCUGCUCUGUGCCUUCUCUCCAGGAAAUCAGGAAGAGUUCCUGGCCAUUCAGAUAAAAAAUGGACGCCCUUACUUUUUGUUUGACCCGCAGGGCUCAGUGGUGGCUGUGAGCGUACAGGGUGAUGGAGGGCACAGCUACAAUGAUGGACAAUGGCACAGCAUCAUAGCAACAAGGCAAGGGGCCGUGGGAACAAUCAUUGUAAACAAUCAAUACAGAGGAAUUGCAUCUGCUUCCAGUGGCAGCUCCAUUAUUGGUGAGAACACAGGGGUGUUCAUUGGAGGGCUACCUGAAGACUUUAGUUUGCUUAGAAAUGAUUUGGGUGAUGCACGGCUAGUGCGACAGGGUUUCUCUGGUUGCCUUAGAGACGUGAGUUUUAAGGUGACUGACAGCCCUUCAGAGGAAUGGAAACCUCUGGACUGGGCAACAGCAACAAAGAAGGUGGCAGUGUAUGAAAGCUGGGAGGGAUGCCCUGUUCAAACUGUGGAUGGAGCACAUUUUCUGGGUCAUGGUUACUUGGAGAUGCGCAGAGAUGUUUUCGGUGGGGGACAAGAGUUUGAUAUUUCUAUGGAUUUCAGAACAGACCAGUUCAAUGCUCUUUUGCUCUUUACAUACAGUACACAAACUGAUGACUACAUGCUGGUAAGGAGUGGAACUGAAGCCGGCCUCCUGUCCUUCAUUCUUGCCUUCUGAAAGGUCCACGUGACUGAACUCAGCAUGUGGGUAUAGGAAUUUAGCUACUGCGAUGGAGAAACUGGAAACAGCUUUCAUUGGCAAAAGCGGCUCACUCUCUUUGCUGCAGUCGAUGACUGGGCAGAGGAGAACAAGAGGAGCGGGAGGGCAGUUAAAGGGUUGAGAGUUGAUGCGCCAUUAUAACUUGGGGGGCAGUACUUGUACAGGUUUGUGGCCUUGGCUGCCGGAGGUUGGGCUGCAGGACCUUGGCAGAGAGGACGCAGCCUAAGCAAAGUACCAAGUUCUGUACCACCUCCUACUACAGUGCAGAGCUUGAAUGGCUUCAGUGCCAAGGUGAGCUGGUUGCCACCCACUGGCGACAUCAGAGGGCUGAUUGACAGAUACGAGUUGAAGGCCUACAAUAGAGACCAGCCGGAGCUACCACCUGUCAAAGCCACGUACCUGGCAAAUGGAAAUUUCACAGGUGUGCUGCCGGGUCUCACUCCAUCCACUCGAUACAUUAUCACUGUAAGUGCCUGUAGUCCUGUUGGCUGCACUGAGAGUCUUCAUAAUGACAAUGGUGAUAAUGAUUUGAGAUCAAGCCUCACAACCCCGGAGGAAGUUCCAGAUGUUGUCUCUCCUCCAGCUGCUGUCUCAUCCCCCUCAACUCUUUAUGUUACCUGGGAACCUCCAGCAAGGCCCAAUGGAGGCAUUACAGAGUACCUCCUCUAUCACAACAACCAAAUAGUCUACAGGGGGAAAGACAGACAACACAACAUCACUGGUCUUGGAGUGUAUUCCACCCAUGUCUUUGUACUGAGUGCAUGCACUUCAGUGGGCUGCACCAACAGUUCACAAGUAACUAUGCUGACCUCUCAGCUUCCUCCUGGGCCUCUACAAGCUCCAACUCUUACCCUACUUGACUCGCGGACUAUUCUGGUAGAGUGGUCACGUCCCUCUCAAGUCAACGGUGCUUUGGAAUUCUAUUCCAUCUUCCUGUCACAUGACGGCGCAGAGCCCGUGCUGGCCUAUAACAGCUCAGAACUUUUUGAAGACCACACACUCCGCAACCUAACCCCUGGAACAGCUUACACCAUCACAGUCGCUGCCUGCACAGGAGGUGGGUGUACCUUAAGCCCUCCCAGCCAGGCUCAGACUGAGGAGAGCACCCCAGAGAAUGUCCCUGCACCGCUGGUCACCCCUUUGUCCCCGCAUGCACUCAACGUCAGCUGGACACCUCUUGACACUCCGAAUGGAAUCAUAACCAGCUAUGGUCUCUGGCUGGAUGGAGUUCUCAUUUUAAACUCCAGUUACUCUCAGAGGUUCUUUGUGGUGGAGGGACUCUCUCCAUGGAGCCGACACAUACUCAGGCUGCAGGCCUGCACAGCACGGGGCUGUGGCAAGGGACCAAUGGUGGAGAUGCGUACAUCAGAGAUGGCCCCAGAGGGCCCUAUACUGCUGGAACUAACCAAUCAGAGCGCUCGAUCAAUCCGAGCCCGCUGGACAGCCCCACCUAGGCCAAAUGGGAACCUCAGCUACACAGUGUACUACAAAGGCAAAGAUGGCGAUGGUGUGUUGGAAGGAAGUACAGCAGCAGGCAGCUGGUUGUCUGUGACUGAUCUACAGCCUUACACCAACUACAGCUUCUGGAUUAGAGGUUGUAACACACAGGGUUGUGUUGAGAGCCUGCCACUCAGUGUUACCACACCCCCAGCAGCCCCAGAUGGGUUGUCACCUCCGAGGUUGUCCCAUGCAACUGGUAACAGUCUGAAUGUAUCCUGGUCUGCUCCUGCCCACUCCAACGCACCAGGCCCACUCCGUUACAGCCUGCAAAUGAGGACAUCACCACAGAGGCCAGUGAUAAGGCUUUUGGAAAACGCAACAGACAUCUUUACCUAUCACAUAGAGGGCCUGUCACCGUACACACAGUAUGUGUUUAGAGUGGUGGUUUCACACACACAUGGGCAGACAGUCGGCCCCUGGGCAACCCUUCUUACCGCCGAGGACAGUCCAGGACCAGUGGACACUCCAGCUGUAUCAGGGCUCCAUCCUAGAAGUCUAACAAUUACCUGGGUUCCUCCCUCCCGACCAAAUGGCAUUAUUACCAAUUAUACCCUCUCUCUUUUCCCCAGCUCGGUCUCUUCUUUAUAUUUCAAACCAAGCUUAGUCUCCAGCACCAGCACGCCCCUUAACUCAAGCUUAGGUCCUAACCCAAGCACUGAAGGUGCAUAUCUCAAUUCAGGUCAUAACCUCAGAUCAACAUCCAGUCUUACCACCCCAGGCUCAAGCCACAGCUCAGUGUCUACUCUCAACACAGGCAGUAAUGACAGUUCAACCACAAUCCAAGGCACUAGCUUAAGGCCUGAAGACAACCAGAUUGAGACAGUUUAUGGAAGAAAUACAAGCCAAGGCCCCGAUUCUGUUUCAUUUUACCCCACGACCGCCAGUGUAAAGCCAAGCCCCAGUCUUUUACUGUCAAACCCACAAUACAGCAUGACCACCUCUAAUACUGAACAUAUUCUAAACCAAGACCCCUUCCACAACCCCAUCUCUGGUUUCUUUAGUGCAGCUUCAGAUUCAAAUUCGUCCCCUCUAUCAAUCACUGUUCCAGGGAACACCACUACCUACACUUUCCUCGACCUGCUGCCAUACCAGACCUACAGCCUCCAGAUGGAAGCGUGCACCAGUGUGGGUUGUUCAGUGUCUGGGAUGUCUCCGAGCUUCCGUACUCUCCCAGCUCCCCCUGAAGGGGUUCCUGCACCUCACCUUUACUCUGACACCCCCACUUCUGUUCUCUUGUCCUGGGGUGCACCGGAGUUGAGCAAUGGCCCACUGGAGCGAUGGCUGAUUGAGCGCAGAGUUGCUGGGACCAAACAAGUGUCCACAGUGGGCCAUCUACCACCAGACCCUCCUCCUCUUUCCUUCCUGGACUCUUCAUCAGCUCUCAGUCCCUGGACUAGCUACCAGUAUCGGCUUGUGCUCCAUAAUCAGGCUGGCAACACAACAGGACCCUGGGUCAAUAUCACCACCAGACCGUCUCGGCCAGCUGGUCUCAGUCCACCGAGGGUGAAGGUCUUGGGUACAGAGUCACUUCAGGUCACAUGGUCUCCUCCACUUAUUCCCAAUGGAGAAAUCCAUGGUUAUGAGAUCCGCCUCCCAGAACCCCGCAUCUUCCAUGACAGUGCAAAUUCUCCUGAGCUCAACGUCACAAUAACGGACCUCAUUCCAUACACAAACUACAGUAUCACUUUGUUAGCUUGUUCCAUGGGUGGUGGAUAUGUUGGAGGAUGUACAGAAAGCCUGCCCACUCUAGCUACCACAUUACCCACAAGUCCUGAAGGUAUUGCACUACUGUCCGUAGUGGCAGUCAGUGAGUCUUUCUUGGCUAUUUCCUGGCAACCACCAAGCAGACCCAAUGGACCAAACAUCAGAUACAAGUUGCUCAGACGUAAAAUCCACCAGCCCCUGGCCAUUGCCAAGGUCCCCACGGUAACAGCCAUGUCCCCUCCCCCCUCUGAAGAUCUCCAUCGCUGGCUCCAUGUUUACUCCGGCACCAAAUUGUUCUACCAAGAUAAAGGCCUAAGCAGAUUCACCCGUUACGAAUACCAGCUAGAGGUAGAGAAUGACAUAGGCUUCUCCUCAGGAGAGAUUGUUAUCGGUGUGACCAUGGCAGGGGUUCCCCACCACAUUCCGUCUCUGUCUGCCCAAGCUGUCAAUCACACUGCUGUACAGGUCAACUGGACACAACCCUCUCUGCAAGAUCUACAGGGAGACGUGGAGUCUUACUUUCUGACAAUAGAGUCUGCCCAGUCAAGUCAAAUCUUGGUUUUCCCCCAAGAGAUUAUCUCCACAGUGAUAAGUGACCUCUGGCCCAGUACCACAUAUCGGGUGUCAUUACAGGUGUCCAAUGGAGCACAUAAUACAACUAAGGCAAUGGUUAACGUCACCACAGAGGAUGGAGAGCCAGACGGGAUGUCUGCCCCAGAAGUGGUGCCAGUUAACAGCAGCACAGUACGUGUGCUAUGGUUCCCUCCUCUACGGCCCAAUGGAGCAGUUACUGGUUACUACAUCUAUGUUAAUGACCGUCUUCAUGGCAGCGUAGACAACAGCUCAGGGUCCUACCUGCUGGGGGACCUGCUGCCUUUUACUGUCUACAAUGUACAGGUGGAGGUGUGUACUGUGUAUGCGUGUGUGCGGAGUAAUGUUACUCAGACAACUACUGUGGAGGACCUGCCUGUUGACAUGGCCACACCACACACACAAGUGAUCAGUCCCAGGGCGGUGAGGUUGGACUGGUCCCAUCCAGGCAGACCCAGUGGGAUUAUGCUGGGCUUUGAGAUCUUAAGACGGACCCUGAGGUCAUGUGCCGUUGGGUCAACAGGGGUCACAUCCUCUGUCGGGGAAGAGUCAGCAGGUGCAGGUGGUGUAAAGUUCAGAUGUUCCUACCUGCAGUGUCCUGCCAGUCAUGGUGUGUGUGGGACAUCCUGCUUCCAUCCUGACAUUCAGGUUUGCUGCAGUGGACUAUUGUACACUAAGAAACUGCAUCAUCAUUGCUGUGAGGGCAGAUACCUGAGUUUAAGUAAUUUUUCCAAUCCGGCGUGCUGCAAUGGCAAACUGCUUCCAGCUCUCCCUGACCACCAGUGUUGCGGAGGAUACUAUGUUCAUGUAAAAACCAAUGAAAAGUGCUGUCCUGACCACUCGCAGGGCCGGGUCUCAGUGGGCCUGGGUGACAGCUGCUGUGGGGGGGUUCCUUACUCGAUGAAAGGCAGGCAGGUCUGCUGUAGUGGGAGCCUCCAUGAUGGCUAUGGGGUCCAAUGCUGUGGAGGCCGGAUUGAAGAUGAUACAUUGGUGUGCUGCGGUGAUGCUGAGAGGGGGGAAGGGCAUACAUACGUUCCAGGUUUUGUCUGCUGUGGUCAGGAGUAUAUUAACUCUUCAACCUCUCUUUGCUGUGUGGACAAUGACGGAUAUCCCACAAUACACCCUGCUGGCAAUGCCACAGUGACAUUGCAGUGCUGUGGGUCAAAGGUCAUACGUCAAGAAGAGGAAUGCUGCAACGGGAUUGGUUAUGACCCCCAAAGACACGUGUGUGCUGACCAACCCACGCCGGGCCUGUUAAUACAGCACAUGUGUUUGCAGGGCGCUGUGUGUCCCAUGGCUGCAGCAUCCACAGCUUAUUGUGGCUCCUGUGACCUCGAUCCAUCUAUGACCGCUUGCACAUGGGUCCUGUCUGUGCACACACAGCCUGACAUACCCUCCACAACAUACUCACCUUCCAUCAACACCACACAUGAAACUCUCACCACGGGCCUCUCUACACGUAUGAACAGAAGUGAUAACACGCACAAAAUGCAAUUCGAGGGAGGCCUGUGCCCGUCGCAUGAGGAGGUAGUGUACAGCGGAGGAGCCAACAGAUACACCUAUACAGACUCUGACCUGGAGCCCUUCACCACCUAUGAGUACAGGGUGAGGGGCUGGAACAGCUUUGGAAGAGGCUCCAGUGAUGUUGCAACAGUGACCACCAGUGAAGACAAACCAUGGGGAGUUGCACUGCCCCGUUGGAGUCGCUUAGGAGAACGAGAUGACAUCAUCCAGCUGCAGUGGCAACCACCUGCCAGGCCUAAUGGGGAUAUCACCCACUAUGUUAUACUCCGAGAUGGACAAGAGCGUUACCGUGGUGAUGAAAACAGUUUCACUGAUGUGGGUGGGAUCAGGCCUUUCCAGGAAUACAGUUACCAGCUGAGGGUUUGUAACCGGGCUGGUUGUACUGACAGUUCACAGGUGGUGGCAGUGACAGCCCAGGGAUUCCCAGAGGGCGUGCAGCCUCCUUUGGUAAGAGCUUUUAGCCCCUCCUCCCUCCAUGUGAGCUGGUCUGAACCUACUCGUCCCAGUGGAAUAAUACAGCGGUACCACCUGAACCAGACUGGUGUCGGAACCAUAUUCACACACAACGAUGGGCCCAGGAGUUAUACUAUGACUGGUUUGCAGCCGUACACAGAAUACAGCUUUGUGUUGGUGGCCUGUACAGCCUUCGGAUGUGGAGCCAGCUUACCUUCCACAGGACGCACCUUGCAAGCCUCCCCUGCUGGUGUUUGGUCAAGGCCCCGACAUCUGCUAAUAAACACAUCUGUGGUGGAGCUGUACUGGGAUCAGCCACACCAGCCUAAUGGACAUAUAUCCCAGUACAGACUGAGCAGAGACGGUCACACUAUUUUUACCGGAGACCACCGUGACCAGAAUUAUACCGACACUGGACUCCUGCCAAACCGCAGGUAUGUGUAUGAGCUGGAAGCCAGUACAGAGGGUGGGACUGGUGUAAGUGACAAAUAUGUUAUACAAACACCCGUCUCGUGCCCUACUGGGAUCCCACCUCCCCACAAUGUGACUGUGUUUGGCCCCCACUCCAUCUCUCUUGUCUGGACCCCUCCUGAGGGGUGUGGAGUGGGAGGGGGUGUAUAUGUUCAGACUUUAGAGACCAUCCCAGAAGGUCUGCAGCCCCCCACAGUAAAGGCAGCUGGAGCCAGUGUCCUGGAGAUCCACUGGUCACCCCCCAAAAAACCCAACGGACUCAUCACAUCCUAUCAUAUAUACAGGCGUCCAGUAGGAACAGAGGAGGAGCUGCUGGUUUUCAUCUGGUCCGGUGGACCGCUUGAGUUUUUUGAUGCAAGCCCCGCCCUGCGACCCUUCAGCUACUUCCAGUACAGGGUCCGGGGCCACAACUCCAAAGGCUCAGUUCUGAGCCAGUGGGCUUUAGCGCAGACCUUGCCGGCAGAACCAAAAGAUAUGGCCCCUCCCACUGUCACACCCACCAGUGCAUACUCAGCCCAACUGAAAUGGAGUGAACCAGGACAGCCCAACGGUCUCAUUUCCCAUUAUAGAGUGGUUUACAAGAAGCACCAACAGGACCCAACGCUCAACUCAACCGUUGUUACUGCUCUCACUGUGGAGGGUUCAGUCCUAGAAGCGACAGUCUAUGGUCUUGAACCGUACAGUCAGUAUAGUCUACGAGUGGAAGCUGUGAACGAUGCUGGUAGCGUGUCCAGUCCCUGGGUUGGCAUUAGGACCCUGGAAGCUUCUCCUGCUGGCCUGGCCAACUUCACAGUGGAGCAGAGAGAGCAGGGCAGGGCGUUACUGCUGAGCUGGGAUCAGCCAAGUGCUCCAAAUGGAAUCAUCACGAUGUAUAACCUGUACAGUGAGGGGAACCUGGAAUUCAGCGGGCUAUCGCGCAACUUUCUGUUUCGUCGUUUGGAGCCAUGGACUAUGUAUUCUUUGACUCUUGAAGCUUGUACCUCAGCAGGCUGCACACGCACCCCUCCUCAGCACAUCACCACAGCAGCGGCUCCACCUGCUUCCCAGCCCCCUCCCAGGCCUCUUUUCAUUGGCCCAGACUGUGUGUCACUUACCUGGGGCCCACCCUCACAGCCCAAUGGGCCAAUCGGAGAGUAUUUCUUACUUGGGAGAAGUCUGGAGGAAGUGGGGAGGGGACGAAGCAAUGAAGAGGGUACUGAAAGGGGAAAGGUGUUGUUUAGAGAAUCAUCCCCACAACAUGCUGACACCUUUUCGUAUACAGUGACUGGUCUGCGUCCCUGGACACAGUACGAGUUUAGUGUCCAAACUCACAAUCCCGCUGGACACACCCGUAGCCCCUGGGUUACUGUGACAACCAGACAGGCCCCUCCUCGUGGUCUAGCCCCCCCAACAGUUAGUCAUCUCCAAGGCCAGCCUAGUGAGGUGUUGGUGUCCUGGACCCCUCCUCUGGAGCCCAACGGGGUACUUCAGUCCUACAGGAUUCAGAGAAACAAUGUCAGUUUCUCAUUUAGUUUUGACCCGACUGUCCUCAGCUACACUGAUGAAGACCUCCUGCCGUUUUCAACAUAUAGCUACUCAGUCAUAGCCUGCACGUCUGAGGGAUGCAUCACGAGCCCUCAUGCAAACAUCACAACUCUAGAGGCUCCACCUGCCACAGUGGAAGCUCCCACAGUGGACAGCACAACCUCCAAUAGUAUAAACAUUUCCUGGAGCAACCCACUGACAAACAGUGGAGAGGUGACUGAGUAUGUGCUGAAACUGAACAACGAAGAAGCUUAUCGUGGUAGAAGCCUACAUACAGUGUUGUCAAAUCUGCAGCCACACACAUCAUAUCAGCUGGUCCUUUUAGCUUGUACCAACGGUGGGUGCUCUGCCAGCACAACACUGUCCACUGUAACUGGCGAGGCUCCUCCCAUUGGCCUGCCUGCCCCAACUCUUAAGGUCACUGGCCCAGAGUCAGUGGAGGUUAGCUGGAGACCACCAGAGCACCCUAAUGGCAUCAUCACCGGGUAUGAGCUUCGCAGAGAUGGGGAAGUUAUCUUUGUCGGCACAGAGACCCAUUACCACGACUUCACACUAACGCCAAGCGUAGAAUAUAGCUACGUUGUCAGGGCCAACAACAGCAAAGGAGCAGUGAGCAGUGAGCCAGCCACUGCAAAGACUCACCCAUCAGCUCCUUCUGGUGUCGGUCUCCCCACACUGACGCCUCUGGGACCAAGCCAGCUGAGAGUAGAGUGGAGUACUCCAGCCCGUCCUAAUGGAGACAUUGUGAGUUACACUAUAUAUCAAAGAGACCCAGUCCAGCUCAGCCUCACCAGCAUUGUAUUCACUCCAGAGGAUGGUGACUUCUUUGCCCGACACGCCACUCUGCAUGGGCUGGCUCCGUACCACAGGUAUGAAGUGAGGGUGGAGGCUUGCACAGCACUGGGCUGCUCCUCCAGUGACUGGUCAUCUGUACUCACUCUGGAGGCUCCCCCUGCUGGACAAACAGCGCCACUGUUAGACCUUCAGCCUGACACAAACACCGGCCUACAGACCACCUUCCUGCUCACCUGGUCUCCUCCAACUCAGCCAAAUGGUAGAAUCCUUCAUUAUGAGGUGUACCGCAGGCUGGACCAUACCACUGACACCCACAGAGGGGAUGCAGCAACACUUGUCUACAGUAAUAUUUCUGCUAUGUGCAAAGAUGAAGCACUCCAGCCGUAUACUGUCUACCAGUACCAGGUGUGGGCAGUGAAUUUGGCUGGCCAUUCUGCCAGUGCGUGGGCCAGUGGGAGAACAGGACCUGCCCCACCGGAGGGUGUUGGUCCGCCUACUUUCCUGCGCGUUUCAGCAACCUCAGUGGUAGUGGACAUCCCUCCUCCAGCCCGAUCCAAUGGGAUUGUUAGCCUUUACAGAGUGUUCUCUCUGAAAAACAACAACCAUACUCUGCUCUCAGAGGGUACAUCCCAUCGGCAGACACUCCAUGGUUUACGUCCUUACACCCAGUACUGGGUAGGAGUAGAGGCCUGCACCUGUUAUCAGUGCUGCAGUCAGGGUCCACUGAGAGAAUUCCACACCCUGGCUGCACCCCCAGCCCACCAGCGUCCUCCUCGCCUUGUCACCCUGACCUCCCGCUCUGUUCAGCUGGAAUGGGAUGAGCCUCUGGCACCUAAUGGAGUCAUUGAGAGCUGUGAGCUUCAUCUCAGAUCACCUUGUCCGCAGCCCCCCCAGCCUGUGCCCCUCGCUUGCGUUGAAGGACCGAUGGAAAUUUGUUUCUUUGGCAAAAGGCGGAGCUACAAUGUGACAGGUCUCCAACCAUACUCCACCUAUCAGCUGAGAGUUGCCUGCUUCAACAACAUGGGCAGCACUGCCUCCAACUGGACGACUGUUACCACACUCAGUGAAGCCCCCCAGUAUGUGUCUCCUUUCUCCGUGGACAGUAACCUGACAGUUAUCUGGCUGGACUGGGCAGGGUCGUUCUCCCUCAACGGCUACCUGAAGGAGUAUAGUGUGACUGAGAGCCAACUGAGGGUGUACACUGGCUUCUACAGCUAUAUCCAUAUUCCACGCACCUCACAGAAAACUCUGUCAUUUCAGGUGACUUGUACCACAGACAGUGGCAGUGCCAGUACACCCACCAUUAGAUAUAGUCCUGCUACAGGCCUAGCUCCUCAUGAGCCUGAAGACAGUGGUAAACAGGGUGUCAGCAUGUCAGCAACACCAGUUUACUCAGAGCUGUGGUUCAUCUUGCUGUUAUCCCUGCUGGGUCUAUUUCUGCUAGCAAUACUGCUGGGCCUGGUGCUGCAAAGAGCCCUGAGGAAAAAUCCAUCAGCCAGAGAGCGCCCUCCGCUGGUCAUGCUUCAGAAGACCAGGAAGGCUGUGGGAGAGACAUACACGAGGCCCUGCCCUGAGUUGUGCUCUAAGCAUCACUCCAGCUCUGUGUUCCUCCCCGAUCGUCCCACAGGUCUGACAGACACAAAGAUAGUCAGCAGCAGCUCACGGUUCAGCCCCAUGUCUGUCCUACGGGUCCCCAGCCAAACAGACCUCAGUCAAGCCUAUUCCCAGCAUUCCCUGCACCGCAGCGUCAGUCAGCUGAUUGACAGGAAGUCACUGAUGAUGGAGGAAGGAAGCUGGGACAACCCGCUGGGACAAGAUUCUGGACUGUACGUGGAGGAAGAUGAAUUUGUGGAUGCCAUCAAGGCCUUAAGUUCUACUAAAAAGGAGCACACCGUGUUCACUGACACUCAUCUUUAAGACAAGAUCCCUACAUCAGAUCAGGUAUCACAAUUCAAAUUCAAAUUCAGUUCAAACCAAGACAGUAAAACAAGGCAGCUGGUAUUCGGUCUAACACAUCUGGUCAGAAUGGAAAAACAUUUAGACAAUUUAGUACUUGAAAAAUAUGAUUUAGGAAGUAAAACUUCUCUAAUAUUGUUCUUCCAUUGUGAAAUAUUGUUCAUCAUUGAUGUCCAAUAAU
Molecule: messenger RNA, 16243 nt
Organism: Morone saxatilis (striped sea-bass)
Lineage: Eukaryota; Metazoa; Chordata; Actinopteri; Moronidae
Gene: ush2a
Product: Usher syndrome 2A (autosomal recessive, mild)
Molecular function (GO): protein binding
Source: RefSeq, a predicted model, not a curated record